UCUCGCUAUCCUCCUUCCUCUGCUGCUUCUAUCCAUUCACCCUCUUCCUCCCCUCGCCACCAAUGGCGGUUUCCUCUCCUCUCCGGCGAGCUUAGAUUUCAUCUCCGGCGUCAUCUGCGUCCUCUCUUCGCUUCCGCUGUGAGCGUCGCCGAGUUCUUCAGCUCAUGGCGUGCUAAUCGAAUCCCCCAUUCGCUAAUUCGAGAUUGGCUACUCUGCGAUUCCUAGAUAAGUUGAAGGAGCGGGCGGAGCGGCGAGUCGGUCGUCCUCAUGGCGCCCAAGGGCGGUCGAGGAAAGGGCAAGGGCGAGCGGAAGAAGAAGGAAGAGAAAGUUCUUCCUCUGGCUCUGGACGUCCGGGUGAACCUUCCAGAUGAGUCUCAUGUCGUUUUGAAGGGAAUCUCCACUGACAAAAUCAUCGAUCUGCGGCGGUUGCUCUGCGUCAACACCCUCUCUUGCAGUAUCACCAAUUACUCCUUGUCCCAUGAGGUGAAAGGAUCAGACCUGAAUGAGUCCGUGGAUGUCGUAGCUCUUAAACCAUGCACUCUCACAUUGGUCGAAGAGGACUACGACGAGGAGCGUGCCAUCGAGCACGUGCGGCGCCUUUUGGGCCUUGUCUCCCCCACCACCUGCUUUGGCCCGCCUCCGCCGUCGACGUCGCCGUCGCUGUCUCCGAGUGAUGCCGCCUCCGGUACUGAAAAGGAUGGGAAGAAGAGCCUCAGAGGCCCUGACGCUGCGGGAACCCGGAAGACCUCUUCGGAACAUCAAUGCCAAGGGUCACCAAACUCUCCCUCAUCCUCGCCGCCAGCCAAGGAUUCGUCGGAUGAUAUGGAGGCCGAGAUGAGUGGCGCUUGCCCUCGGCUGGGAGCCUUCUACGAGUUCUUCUCGCUUGCCGAUCUCACCCCUCCCAUCCAGUUUAUAAGACGGACGACAAGUCUUCGGAAGGAUGAAUGCCCAUCCUACGACCAUCUCUUCUUCCUCGAAGUGAAGCUAUGUAACGGGAAGCUUGUGAUCAUCGAGGCUUGUGCUAGGGGAUUUUACAGUCUCGGGAAGCAUCGCGUCCUUUGCCACAAUCUUGUCGAUCUCUUGAGACAUCUCAGUAGAGCAUUUGACAGUGCUUACGGGGAUCUCAUGAGAGCCUUCAUAAAACGUAAUAAGUUUGGAAAUCUUCCAUAUGGAUUUCGUGCAAACACAUGGCUUGUACCUCCAGUUGCUUCUCAAUUGCCAUCUAUAUUUCCUUCCCUACCCGCUGAGGAUGAAACCUGGGGAGGGAAUGGAGGUGGAUGUGCAAGGGAUGGCGAAGGGGAAACUAUGCCUUGGGUAAAGGAGUUCCUUUUUCUUAAGUCCAUGCCUUGUAAGACAGCAGAAGAGAGACAAAUACGUGACAGAAGAGCCUUCCUUCUUCAUAGCUUAUUUGUUGAUGUUGCAAUAUUAAGAGCUACUGCGACAAUGAAGCAACUUAUGGAGAAAAGUCACGACAAACUUUCACUAGGGGAAGAUGAAAUACUGCACUUUGAGACAGUGGGAGAUUUUAGCAUCACUGUCACCAAAGAUGCUUCAGAUGCAAGCUGUAAGAUAGACACAAAAAUUGAUGGGAGCAAAACUACUGGAAUUGAUUUCCAGAAUCUUAUCCAGAGGAACUUGCUAAAAGGAAUUACUGCUGAUGAGAAUACAUCAGCUCAUGAUAUUGCCACUUUAGGGGUCGUUACUGUGCAUUACUGUGGUUACAUAGCUGUUGUGAAAGUCAAUUACAAUGAGGAAAGUGAAGUAAAUUUACCUUUCCAAGGUGUUGAAAUCAAGGAUCAACCUAACGGUGGUGCAAAUGCUUUGAAUAUUAACAGUCUCAGAAUGCUUCUUCAUAAGAGCCAUACAUCACGAGAGAAAAGGGAUCAAAGCUCAAAACAGGAGGAACUCUCUGAAGCACAAAUGUUUGUGGAGAAAUUGCUGAAGGAGAGUUUGGUUAAGCUUGAGGAAGAGAAAGCUGGAAGCAAUGCCUUCAUGAGAUGGGAACUAGGGGCUUGUUGGAUUCAACAUUUGCAGGAUCAAAAUAAUGGCGAGGAGGACAAGAAACAAGCAAGUGGAAAAAGUGAAAAACAAACAGGAGAAACGACCAAAAAUGAGAUAAAAGUGGAAGGCCUUGGGAAACCUUUUAAAAUCCUCAAAACCCCUUCAAAGCAACCACAUCCUGAUGAAGAGAAAAGUUCAAUUGUUGACAAGAAUUUAACAACUAAGACCCUUGACGGGAAGCAAAACGUGAGCUUGCCAUUCAGUGAACCUCAGAAGGAAAGCAGAGAAGCUGAGAAAGCUUCCAUGCUCAAAGAUUUGCUACCUGAACCAGCAUAUACACGGUUAAAAGAAUCUAAUGUUAGACUUGAUAUGAAGUCUCCACAGGAAUUAACUGAGAUGGCAACAAGAUAUUACAAUGAAGUUGCUCUCCCGAAGUUGGUUUCAGACUUUGGAUCGUUAGAGCUUUCCCCUGUUGAUGGUCGAACUCUGACUGAUUUCAUGCAUACAAGAGGUCUACGAAUGCGUUCACUUGGUCAAGUUGUCAAUCUUUCAGAGAAGCUAUCUCAUGUGCAAUCACUCUGCAUUCAUGAGAUGAUAGUAAGAUCCUUUAAGCAUAUUGUACGGGCUGUGAUUGCUGCUGUUAAUGAAACCAGUGAUUUGUCUGCAUCCAUAGCUGCAACUCUUAACUUGCUCCUUGGGAUCCCUGAUGCUGGACUUUCACAUUGUUCUGUUCAUGUGCAUUCCCUGGUCUGGACAUGGCUUACACUAUUCUUGAAGAAGCGAUAUGAUUGGGAACUUACAAUCUCAAACUAUCAGGACAUACGAAAGUAUGCCCUCUUGAGAGGGUUAUGCCAUAAGGUGGGGAUUGAACUGGCACCCAGAGAUUUUGAUAUGGAUUCAGCUUCUCCGUUUGAUAAAUUGGACAUCAUCAGCCUUGUUCCUGUUCACAAGCAAGUUGCAUGCUCAUCUGCAGAUGGUCGACAACUAUUGGAAUCUUCAAAAACAGCCCUUGACAAGGGAAAACUUGAAGAUGCAGUCAACUAUGGGACAAAGGCUCUGGCAAAACUGAUUGCAGUUUGUGGUCCCUAUCAUCGGAUGACUGCUGGAGCAUACAGUCUUUUAGCUGUAGUCCUAUACCAUACUGGUGAUUUUAAUCAGGCUACAACUUAUCAGCAGAAGGCAUUGGAUAUAAAUGAGAGGGAGCUUGGUUUGGAUCAUCCAGACACAAUGAAGAGCUAUGGUGAUCUAGCUGUAUUUUAUUACAGACUUCAACACACUGAAUUGGCACUAAAGUAUGUGAAGCGUGCGUUGUAUCUUUUACAUCUCACUUGUGGACCAUCUCAUCCAAACACAGCUGCUACAUAUAUUAAUGUGGCUAUGAUGGAGGAAGGUCUGGGAAAUGUCCAUGUGGCACUUAGAUAUCUUCAUAAAGCUUUGAAAUGCAAUCAGAAGUUACUUGGCCCUGACCAUAUUCAGACUGCAGCAAGCUACCAUGCCAUAGCUAUUGCACUAUCCUUAAUGGAAGCAUAUCCUUUGAGCGUUCAACAUGAGCAAACAACACUUCAAAUACUUAGAGCAAAGCUUGGUCCAGAUGACUUGCGUACUCAGGAUGCUGCUGCCUGGCUUGAGUACUUUGAAUCAAAGGCUAUUGAGCAGCAAGAAGCUUCUCGGAAUGGUAUGCGAAAGCCGGAUGCAUCUAUUGCCAGCAAAGGCCACCUAAGUGUGUCUGAUCUUCUUGAUUAUAUUGAUCCCAAUCAAGAUGAUAGAGCAAAGGAGGCUGAAUUAUUGAAGAGGAAAAAUGUGGGUUUGAAGGUCAAAGUGCUAUCUUCUCAAAACUUGAAUGUCGCUGAUUCGUCAUGCCAACAACAAAAACAAAAUCUUGCAUAUGAUGUGAAACUGGUGAAAGAUGGCAUUCGCAUUGUCGAUAAUGAAAUCGCCAAUGCAGGUCGUGAACAAGCUGUUAUUGAAGCAGUUUCUCAACAGGCUAAAUAUGAAGAAGUUAGCAGAAAAUCAUUAGCAGGUCCUCAACAAUUUAUGGAGAGAGAACAGAAUCUCAAUUCAUUUAGUGAAGGUGUAAGGGAGGCAAAUACAGAGGUAGAAAAUGGUUGGCAAUCUGUUCAAAGGCCAAGGUCCACUGGAGGGUCAUUCCACCGAAUCAAACAUCAAUAUACAAAUAUUAGGAAAUCCUACAAUUACCAGAUGAAUAAUGUCCCUAACGAGAUGGUGCAAUCAAAGAUACAAUCUUCUUAUUUGAGCAAAGGGUAUUACUUGCUGAGAAAAAGAACUGUGGUUCCUGGAAAUGUCAAUGAGGAUGUUAACAUGAAAGUUCAGUCACCUGGAACCAAGUUUAGUCAGAAGGUAUACAGGGCUGUCACUUACAGGGUCAAGUCAUUGCCUUCAUCCACCAACCAGGAGAACUCGAGUAAACCUGGGAAUGCUUCUGAAAGCAUGGCAGUCAUAGAUUCACAGUCAUUCUCUGUUCACAAUGAUAACCAGGAAAAUAGUAUCUCUGAGCCUCACAAUCAAUUGCUUCUUGGUCUAUGUAACUCUCCAUCAUACAAAGAUGUAGCAUUGGCGCCUCCAGGAACCAUUGCCAAGAUACAGAAUAGGAAAUCCCUGGAGGAUAUGUCAUCAAAACAAGAGGAAUUUGUUGGAAGCAAUGUACCAGAAGUAAAGGACUCACUUCCAUUUGUGGAACAUGAAAAUUCUACUAUGCUACCUGAGAUAUCUAGCGUCGCUAAGGAGGACUUGGCUAAAAAGGAAGAGGUUUUAGACACAGUUGGAAAUGCUGAAAUUGAGAAGGAAGAAGGAAGAAAGCAAGAUUGUGAAAUUUAUAGUCCUCUAGAACUUUUAUCUUCUGUUUUGGAGGUGGCCUCUAGUGGGAGCUUGCCUACCAAUAAUAACGCUGUGACUAAUGUGCUUGAUCAUGAGAUUCACGAAGUUCAAGAAAAUGUCGAUUGCAGCCUGAAUUCACCUAGAAAUAUAUCUGCGGAAGCAUUACAGUGUUUUAUCACUGCUGAAAGUGAGGGAAAUAAUGAGGAAGCCUCAUGUAGCAUUGCUCAAACCACUUCAUACUCUAGUGUCCAGCAAGAUUUCGAAAAGGUUGACAAUGACACCUCUGACAAAGUUUGUGCCACUGAUUCAAUAAUACAAUCACAAAUUAGUAUCACCGACGGGAGAGAAAUCCCCUCCAAAAAGCUGUCUGCCUUUGCUAUGCCAUUUAAUCCAUCUCCUGCCCCAGUACUUGGUCCCAUUCCUGUAAGUAUUGGUCUUCCUCCUAGUGGUACAAUUCCUGCAGUUGCCUCGUGGCCUUUGAGUACUAGCCUUCAUGCUACACAGACAACUGUGAUCUCAUCAAGGUCUCCCAUAUGUAGCUCACCUCAUCUUCCUUAUCCUCCUUCUCCUAGGCCUCUUAACAUUCUUCAUACCUUCCCAAUAAUGUAUCCACCAUACACCCAACCUCCAGUCAUUCCCAAUUCCACUUUUGGUAUGAAUAGCAAUAUGUUUCAUGGAGACUGUUAUCCAUGGCAGUGCAAUGCUGGCCAAAAUGUACCUGAUUUUGUACCAGGAUCAUGGUCUGGAAUCCAUCCAGUGGAUAUUUGGCCACCUGUUGUAAGUUCUAUUGCUGAAUCUAUAUUGGCACCAGCGAUAGGAUCUGAAAUAAGGACUGGCGUCAGCACAAGGUCUCAGUCGGAUAACAAUAAUGAAGAAGGAAAAAGGACUGAAGAGAGUGAUGGAAUUACUGAGUUAAUAAAUGCUAGCAAAUCACUGGACGUAAGCUGGAUAGAGAAACAAGAAUCAGAAGAGUCCCAAAGUAACAUAAAGGCUGGUCAACUGAAUUCUGAGACUGUUUUAAGAGAAGACACACAGGAUGACAGCACAACAAGUGUCAAUGGAAGUAGCAGAAAGAAUGAGAACCAGGGGAGGUUUAGCUUAUACAUCAAGGGUCGACGUCGACGUAAACUGACAUUAAGGCUUCCCAUAAGUUUGCUCAAUAGGCCUUAUGAAUCACAGUCCUUCAAAGUUAUUUGUAGCAGAGUAGUAAGAGUAAGUGAUGUGGCAAGGCCAGAAAUUAUGUCUUCCAGCGAAAAUACUAAUGCCAGUUAGUCACACAAGAAAGAAAAUCCAUCAUGACUUCAUAUGCUAACUGGCUCAAAAGAUUUUCUUAUUCUUCAAUCAACAAAAGGAAUAUGUUAUCUUACAGUUUAUUGGAAUUCUUCUGUCACUGCUUUUGAUAAAGAAGUUGGACCAAUUUUGGUAGAUGAGAUAUUGAGAUAAGAAGGGUUGUAUCAUCUCAUUGUCUGAGGCAGGGGAUGCUGAAAAUUUCCUCGUACACUGGCGACAAAGCGAACAAGACAAUGACGAGAUGUGGCAAAAGUUACUUGAGUUUCCAUUCAUGCACUAAUUCUAUUGAAGAUCUGCUGUUUAUUGUUAGGUAGAACUUCAUAUCACUCUGGAACUUAUUUUUUAAAUUAGAGUAUUUUGUUAAACUGAUUUUUUCACAUCACAAUAAAAUGUUCCUUUAAUGUUUUUA
Messenger RNA from Zingiber officinale, 6535 nucleotides. Its product is annotated as protein TSS-like. Gene Ontology annotation, molecular function: protein binding. The record is from RefSeq and is a predicted model, not a curated record. Gene Ontology annotation, biological process: organelle organization. Lineage: Eukaryota; Viridiplantae; Streptophyta; Magnoliopsida; Zingiberales; Zingiberaceae. Gene Ontology annotation, cellular component: cytoplasm. The coding region runs from base 268 to 6108 and encodes 1946 amino acids. The transcript is spliced from 24 exons.